Molecule: messenger RNA, 6014 nt
Organism: Seriola dumerili (greater amberjack)
Lineage: Eukaryota; Metazoa; Chordata; Actinopteri; Carangiformes; Carangidae
Gene: sipa1l1
Product: signal-induced proliferation-associated 1-like protein 1
Exons: 23
Coding region: 1-5442 (1813 amino acids)
Biological process (GO): regulation of small GTPase mediated signal transduction; activation of GTPase activity
Cellular component (GO): cytoplasm
Molecular function (GO): GTPase activator activity; protein binding
Source: RefSeq, a predicted model, not a curated record
AUGACCAGUCUGAAGCGUUCUCAGACAGAGCGCUCAGUUGGCGGCUCAGUGCCGGCCUCUGAUGAGUUCUACACCCGACGCCUGCGACUGCCCAAUGGAGGAGCGCCACCACCCCGUAGCGAGAGCGCCCACAUCUCCUCUUCCUCUACCACCGGUACCAACCCCGGCGUCCCCAAGAUGGGGGUUCGGGCCCGCGUGGCUGACUGGCCCCCAAGGAAAGAUGGGGGAGGAGGGGGAUCAGGAAGUGGAGAUAGAGAAAGACUUGGAGGAGGGGGAGGAGGAGGAGGAAGUGGAAGUGGUGGUAGUGGUAGUAGUGGCAGUGGUAGUGGAGGGGUGUCAGCUGUCACAGCCCACAGUAAUCUGUCAGCUAAGCUGGGUCACCUGAUAAGCCCACAGGACUCAUCCAUGCUGCGCAACAUCCACAACACACUUAAGAACAAGAUGCAGAGCAAGGGAAAGGACAAUCGCUUCCUGUCACCAGAUGGCUAUCUGGGCUCACCUCGCAAAGGCAUGAGGCGUAUCCGCCAGCGCAGUAACAGUGAUAUAACCAUUAGUGAGCUAGAUGGGGACGGCAAUGAGGGCUGGUCCUUCUCAGGGUGGACCCCCAUGCACCGCGAGUAUGGCAGCACUUCAUCCAUAGAUAAACAUGGUGUGUCAGGAGAGAGCUUCUUUGACAUGCUAAAGGGAUAUCAGUCCUCUGAGGCCCCUGAUCAGCGAAGCCCAGCUCCAGAGAGGCUAACAGAGCUCCUUACUGUGGCCCCCAUAAAACAGGCUGCCCUUGACCUACCAGAUGGACCUUUAGGUCCAGCUAGAGGUAGUCCUGCCAGUCGGCUGAAGGAACGAGAGAAGCACUUGAAGAGGAGGUCAAAGUCAGAGACGGGUGGAGAGUCGAUAUUCCGAAAGCUGCGCAGUGUGAAGGUGGAGGGUGACACAUCGAGGGCUGGCUCCGAUGCUGAAGAUGGGGGGAAAGGAGAUGAGAGUGGCCCGCCUCCCAAACCCUGGGUGUGUCAAAAAGGCUUUGCCCAUUUUGAUGUUCAGUCUCUACUCUUUGACCUCAAUGAGGCAAUCCAAAGUCGGCAUUCUGGGUCCAAGCGCAAGAACACCACAACCGGUGCCUCGGCUGCUGCUGCUGCCUCUGCUUCAGCCACGUCCUCCCUCUCCUCCAAUCAGAGUGGAGUGUAUGGGUCACCCUGUGGCUCACAGGAAGAGUUGAGCAAGGAGGGGGCAGGAGGAGGACACCCUUCCAACCCCGCCUUGGACCCUGGUGAUGACAAGAGCAAUGAUCUGGUGCUCAGCUGCCCUUGUUUCAGGAAUGAGAUUGGGGGAGAGGGUGAAAGGAACAUCUCUCCUGCUAAACAGGGCAGCAUAGGCAGUGGUGGGAGCUCAAGCAAUUCUUCCAGCAGCACAGAGGAAGGACCUUUGGAUGCCACACUCACUACUCAUUUUACCAACGCUGGUGUUGCUGUGUUGGAGGCACCCAAGGACGGACCAAGCCAACAUGCUGACAGGUCCAAACGAUACAUUGUGGAACAUGUUGACCUCGGCGCCUAUUACUACCGAAAGUACUUCUACCUCAGAGAACACUGGAACUAUCUGGGGGUCGACGAGAACCUGGGCCCAGUGGCAGUGAGUCUGAGGAGGGAGAAGCUGGAAGAACACAAGGAGCAUGGCCAGCAGUACAACUACAGGGUCAUCUUCAGAACGAGUGAGCUAAACACCCUGAGAGGCUCCAUCCUGGAAGACGCAGUACCCUCCACAUCCAAGCAUGGCCUAGCUCGAGGUCUGCCCCUCAAAGAGGUGCUAGAGUACCUGGUGCCUGAGCUGAAUGCUCACUGCCUGCGCCUGGCACUCAACACACCGAAGGUCACCGAGCAGCUGAUGAAGCUGGACGAGCAGGGGCUGAGUUUCCAGCGGAAGGUGGGGGUGAUGUACUGCAUGGCAGGCCAGAGCAGCGAGGAGGAGAUGUACAACAACGAAUCAGCUGGUCCUGCACUAGAGGAGUUCCUUCAUCUACUUGGGGAGAGGGUCAGACUCAAAGGCUUCACCAAGUACCGAGCUCAGCUGGACACCAAGACUGACUCGACGGGCACCCACUCCUUAUACACCACUUACAAGGAUUAUGAGAUCAUGUUCCAUGUGUCUACCAUGCUGCCCUACACACCCAACAAUAAGCAACAGUUACUGCGGAAGCGUCAUAUUGGGAAUGACAUUGUCACGAUUGUGUUCCAAGAACCCGGUGCACUUCCCUUCACUCCCAAAAACAUUCGCUCACACUUCCAGCAUGUCUUUGUGAUUGUGCGGGCACACAACCCCUGUUCUGACAACAGCUCCUACAGUGUGGCGGUCACUCGUUCCAAAGACGUGCCCUCAUUCGGCCCCCCAAUCCCAGAGGGUGUCACCUUCCCCAAGUCCUCUGUGUUCCGGGACUUCCUGCUGGCCAAGGUCAUUAAUGCAGAAAAUGCUGCUCACAAGUCACACAAGUUCCGUGCCAUGGCCACCCGAACACGCCAGGAGUACUUGCGUGACCUGGCUGAGCGCCACACCACCAGCACGCCCAUUGACCCCUCUGGAAAGUUUCCUUUCAUCUCACUGGCCCACAAGAAGAAAGAGAAGAGCCGGCCGUACGGAGGGGCAGAGCUACGCAGCCUGGGGGCGGUGACCUGGCUGGUCCAUGCUGAGGAUCAUGGGACUGGAGGGGAACUGGAGGGUCUUCUGGCCAUGUCCAAUGACUUUCUCAUCCUGUUGGACCAAGAUGCCAAGGCUGUGGUGUUCAACUGUGCCACAAAAGACGUGAUUGGCUGGACGCUGAGCAGCCCUGCGUCUUUGCGGAUUUUCUAUGAGCGGGGAGAAAGUGCGUCUCUGAGGAGUAUCAGUAAUAACACUGAGGAUUUCAAAGAAGUGGUCAAACGUCUAGAGCUCCUGACUAAAGGCUGUGAGACAUCAGAGAUGACACUUCGUCGAAAUGGCCUGGGGCAGCUUGGCUUCCACGUGAACUAUGAAGGCAUCGUGGCUGAGGUGGAGCCGUACGGCUACGCCUGGCAGGCAGGACUGCGGCAGGGAAGCCGAUUGGUAGAAAUCUGCAAAGUUGCUGUAGCAACACUGACCCAUGAGCAGAUGAUCGACCUCCUGCGGACCUCAGUGACAGUGCGUGUUGUUAUCAUCCCACCACAUGAUGACGCCACUCCACGCAGAGGCUGUUCAGAGCUCUAUCGAAUGCCUGUGUCAGAAUACAAGGGCAGCAGCAGCGAUAGUGGCUCCUUCGAAUACAAGUUCCCCUUCCGUAGCAACAACAACAAAUGGCAGAGGACGUCCAGCAGCCCUCAGCAGUCACUGACUGCCUCGCCACAGCCCCACACGCCCAACCGCGCUAUCAGCCUGGGUAGUUCUGUGGGGAAGACGCUGUCAGCUGAGAGGCUGGAGAGAGGCGCCGUCAUCCCACGCAGCGUCAGCAGUGAUGGUCGACCCCUGGACACCAAAAGGAUGUCUCCGGGCAGUGAAAGCUACAGCCUGGCCUCCUCCCUGGCGUUGGGUCGCUCCCCUCACAAUCGGAGCUCUCCAAGCAACUUGUCUUGUUCCAGUGACGCCUCCGGAAGCUCUGCUCAUUGGAGACAGAAGUCCAUGCCUGAGCAGUUUGCAGGCAGCCGCCAUUCUCCCAUGUCUGCGGAGAGACGAGAGGUGGUCGGAGACGGCGGGUGCAGUGGGAAGUCCACUCCCAAUUGGUCAAGAAUGGAGGAAGGGGGAGGAGCAGAACGAGGGUCAACAGAGGCCCCAGUCUCCAAGUCUGGUCAAGGCUACUCUGGAGCUCCUCGCAUCCAGAGGCAAGAGCAGGUCAUCCACCUGUCCCCGAAGAAGGGCAGCCAGUCCGACGGCCCUUACUCUGGUCACUCCAGCAGUAACACUCUAUCCAGCACAGCUUCCAGUGGGGGCCACAGUGACAGUGAUAAAUGGUAUGAACUGGGAGUGGGCGGAGGCUCCGGCGGUGACCAGGGCGAUACAGAGCCCAAUGGCCUGGGAGGAGGAGGUUAUCUCCAGGGGGCGUCGGCCGACAGUGGCAUUGACACCAGCUCCUACGGAGCCUCGCACCACGCCCACCCACACUCUCAUCAUGGCAGCGCCACCUCCCUGCUGGCUCCCAGCGGAAGCAGAGAGAGCAGGGAGCGGUCAGCGUCUCCGUGGCACAGCCCCACGGAGGGAGGCCGCAGGAUGCUGGAGAGGUCGCCUGCUGCUGCUGAGUCCCCGGGCCCUCCAGGAGAAAGGAGCCUGGACGGGACAGGCCGAAGCCCACCUACUCAUCUCCUAGUUCGAGAUAGCAGCACCUACAGUCUGAGUGAUGCUGGUUCGCACUCAAGCGCCAGGCACUCAGGCCACAGCUCCCCCAGAGAGGAGUCAUCAUCUUCGGCCACCUCUCCUUCAUCCCAGUCCUCAGUGUCCCCAGGGCCCAAGAGCUUCUACCCUCGUCAGGGAGCUCAAUCCAAGUACCUGAUUGGCUGGAGGAAGCCGGGCUCAACCAUCAAUUCUGUGGACUUUGGAGAUACACGCAAGAAGUCUCCAGGAGAGAGUGGAGGGGAGGUUGUUCCAACACCUGCAGCCAGGCCCUCUCUGCGGGAUAUGCACUCGCCCCAGCCUCAUGCUAAAUCAACUAUGGAGGAAGACGUGAAGAGGCACAGUGCCCCAGACAGCCCCCCACCACCGCGCAGACACAAGGAAAAGAAAUCGCCACCAGGCCAGCCCCUCAGUCGCCGUCGCUCACUCCAUCGCACUCUGUCAGAUGAGAGCAUCUAUCGCGGACAGCGCCUUCCCCCCCUGAGCGACACGGUAGCUGAACCGGCACUCGGCGCCGACGUUCUCUUCAGCUGUUCCACCCUCCCACGUUCACCCACCACCCGCGGGGUGCCCCUUCGACGGCCCUCCUACAAGCUAGGUGUCAAACUCCAUGGUGACCUUUCGGCAUCCGACACAUCACUGGUGGAUUUGGUGGAGCGUCACCGUGGACCCCUCCCUCAGGAGCUGAUGCCCCUCCCCUCCUCAGACAGGGACAGCCCUCUAGAGUGGACGCACUUGGUGGAUGUGGCCAGUACCUUUGAGAGUGAGAGAAACACACACUAUGUUCAGAGAAGUUAUGUGUUUGGGGAUUCAAACCACCGGAGCAGUGGGGCCUCCAGUCCACAGCAGCCUCACAUAGAGCUGCAGCCUGUUCCACUGUCUCGGCCGUCAUCUAGUGAGGGUCACAUAGGGCUGGAGAGGAAGGUCACUAAACUGGAGGCCAUGGUGAAGAUGCUCCAGGAGGACCUGAAGAAGGAGCGUGAAGAAAAGGUGCGGCUUCAGACUCAGAUCAAAAGGCUGUGGGAAGACAACCAGAGACUGCAGGAGGAGUCCCAGACCUCUGCUGCCAAGCUCAAGAAGUUCACAGAGUGGGUCUUCAACACCAUCGACAUGAACUGACACACCCCUGCACAUUUUAACUCGAACACACGCACGCACACAACUCAAUACAUCAGCACACACAGUCUGGACGGAUACGCAGAGGGAGGGGGGUGUCGACACUGUCAAGAAAUUGUGCGCAAGAAAAGUGGAGACCUGUUGUUAAGACCCAUUUAGUCUGAUGCUGAACCCUCCCACUUUCUUCCAUUGGCUUCAAAUAUCAGGGGGUGUUAUUGCCAGUCAGUCGCAAAUCUCCACAGACCCCUCUGUUAAACUUCUCAGGAUGAGAGUCAAGAAAAAUUGGCGUCGUUUAUCAGAUUAUGAAGGACUGACCUCUGCUCUCCUGUGGGACCACGAGAGCGUUGCUGAAUUGACCUUCCUCUCAUCUCGCUGUGCCAAAAUCCUUUUUUCGCAAAAUUGCUAACAAAGAGAAAGCUCUCCUCCUCCCUCCCUUUUUCUGAAGUCGACUUUGCCUCUUCCGUUUAUUCCAGAGGUGAACGUAAAUAAUCUCCUCACCCCCCUGCCACGUUCUCCCAGUGGACCUGCUUCUCUUUUUUAAGACGACUUUCAAUAGAUAUCUGGCCUCUUUUGUU